This is a messenger RNA of Anolis sagrei ordinatus, 4511 nucleotides long. RefSeq names its product bile acid-CoA:amino acid N-acyltransferase (gene BAAT). Gene Ontology annotation, cellular component: peroxisome. Gene Ontology annotation, molecular function: fatty acyl-CoA hydrolase activity. The record is from RefSeq and is a predicted model, not a curated record. Gene Ontology annotation, biological process: acyl-CoA metabolic process; fatty acid metabolic process. NCBI's taxonomy places the organism in Eukaryota, Metazoa, Chordata, Lepidosauria, Squamata, Anolidae.
ACAGAGUCAGCCCUAGACCCGAGAAGAGCCCUCGCCCUCUGCUGCUCCCUCCGAGGCUGGGGCGGAGGGACAGGCUUCCUCCUUAGCUGGCUGCCUACUGGUCGACACACCGAGCACCCCCUCUUGAUUUGCCAAGCAGCAAGAGAUCUCACAUCACGCACACUUCUGGCAAGCUGUACACCACCGAGGGAUCAGGUAUUGUCAAGAUCUGGCUACCAUGGUCCACCUCAGCGUCACCCCUGGAAGCACACUUGCAGAUGCCCCGGUGUGGAUUUGUGCCUCUGGCCUUGUUCCCUCUCAGACUGUGACCCUGCAUGCGUCACUGACAGAUGAAAGGGGAGUGCAGUUUGAAUCCAGAGCCUUCUACCAGGCCAAUGAUGCUGGGGAGGUAGAUUUGAAGAAGACACCUGCUCUGGGGGGUGACUAUAUCGGAGUGUGGCCCAUGGGCCUCUUUGCCUCUCUGAAGGCUAAUAAGAAGUUCCACCGACUGAUGAAACGGGAUGUGAUGGGAAGCCCUUUCCAUAUCCAGAUCAGUCUCUUUGGCCCUUUUAAGAUUUUGACUUCACUGACCGAUGUACCACUUGCAACCAGUACGGUGGAGAGAUGGUAUGUGGCUCCUGGAGUGGAACGCUUCCAGAUCAAGACUGGCCGAGUUCGGGGGGCCCUUUUUGUGCCUCCAGGGCCUGGACCAUUUCCAGGGGUGAUUGACCUGUUUGGUGGGAGCGGAGGUCUCUUUGAAUUCCGAGCUAGCCUGCUGGCUAGUAAAGGCUUUGUUGUUCUGGCCCUGGCUUACUUUGCCUAUGAUGACCUGCCACAGAGCCUGACAGAAGUGAACCUGGAAUAUUUUCAGGAAGCAGCAAUAUUGCUCUUAAACCAUACUAAGGUAAGAGGCCCAGGAGUUGGAGUCAUUGGUUUGUCCAAAGGAGCAGAAAUUGCACUAGCCAUGGCUACCUUCUUACCACAAAUAGUGGCUGCAGUGUGCAUCAAUGGGGCCACAUAUAUGAAUGGUGCACCACUCUGUUUUGGUGAUGUCCAUAUCCCUGCCAUUCCUUAUUCUGCAGAGAAGAUUAUCAUCACUGAGAUGGAAGGAAUGGCCACUCUACAUGUUUGGGGAGAUCCUCAUGAUGAAAGACACCAAGCCUCUGCUAUCCCUGUGGAGAAAAGUCUGGGGCCAGUGCUCUUUGUGGUUGGUGAAGAUGAUGAAAGCCUAAAGAGCAAGUUGUAUGCUGAGAUAGCCAUAGCUAGAGCAAAGAAAUAUGGGAAAAAUAAUUGUACCCUGUUGUCUUAUCCAGGGGCUGGGCACCUCAUAGAAUUCCCUGGAUCCCCACAUUGCUACACCUCCCGAAUGCAGAAAUCACCUCUCCCCAUACAGUGGGGAGGCAAAACAGAGCCCCACGCCAAAGCCCAGGAGCACUCCUGGAAGGAAAUCCAAAAAUUCUUUGAACUUCAUCUUGGCCCACCUGGAAGUAGCAAUUUGUGAUACCAGAAGAAUGAAAGGGAACAUUGGGUAUCUUAUUCUACACCAAUGAUACACAAAUAAAUCAGUGGCAUGAAAGUCCCUACAAUGUCUCUUACUGCAUUAACACUGUGAGUGUGCAUUCAAGUUACUUGUCAGCUAAUGAUGACUGCAUGAAUUUCAUAUAGUCUUCUUAUGCAAGGAAAAAUAAUAAAUUCUUCUGAUGGCUCAAGGCGAGGGACAACAAAGUCCAAAACAUAUGAACACAAAACAUAAUAAUAAUAACAUAUGAACACAAAACAUAAUAAUAAUAAUAAUAUGAUAUUAUAAUUAUAUAUUUUAUAUUACAUGUAAUAUUACUAAUAAUAUUACAGUUUACUGGUAUAGUACAAUAUAGUAAUAUAUAAUACUAAUAUUGUGCUAUGGUAAUAAUAUAAUAUAUUGUAUUUACAUAUUACUUGUAAGCCACUCUGAGUCUGCUUUGGGGUAAGAUGGGUGGCAUAUAAAUGCCAUAAAUAAAUAAAAUAUAUACAAUUAAUUACAUAAAUAAUAAAAACAUUACAACUUGCACCAAACACAGAUACACAAUUGACAUAUAGUAGCAAUAGAUUUUGAUUUUGGACUGCGUGGUUUUUAAGAGUUUCUGCUAAGAUGUUUUCCAUAUUUUUGAAGUAAUUGUUUAUUUUAAUUGAUUGUUUUAUAUGGCAUUGAAUUGUUUUCAGUCUGUAAGACCAUCCUGAGUCCCAUUUGAGAAGGACAGGGUAUAAGUAUGGUAAAUAAAUAGAAUGUAAAUAAAAACUCAAGGUCGAAAGUUGACUGGGUAGGUCUGCUGGAAGAGAUAGGUCAUCAGUUGUGUGGCAAAUGUGUUUUAAAUAUGUUCCCAUUAUGCUACUCUUGAGGUACAUUGUUUUAAUUGUCUUAUAUGUUGUAUGUGUUUUUGUUGCCUUUUUAUAAUCAAAAAUUGAAAAUCUGCACACAUGUCCACCUGCUGACUACCCAUCCAUUGCAUUUGAAUGGCUUACUUGGCUCACAACCAGGGGUUAUCUACUCCAUUUUCUAAAUAGAUUAAGGUCUAUUUAGUCUGUGGCUAAUAACAAUGAGAAUUCCAAAAUGACCUGGAAAUCAUAGCCUCAUUCCAUCCCCUUUUCACUGCCUUGCCUCUACAGCAACACGUCAAUUAUUCUAGAUAUUUUCUUUUGGGUGAAAGUAGCUUCACAUGUUCACACCAUGAUAACAGCUCAACACCAUUGGAUAUGUGGUUUUCUUCUUCCAGGUCUCUAGUCUGGUCAUCUGUCCAGAAGAUGGAGAUAUUUUAGCAACUGAAAUGAGUCAUAAUGAUUACACAGAGGAGUCAUAAUGGUUACCCAGAGGAAUAUAUAGGUUUAGUUCAUCUCUUCCAUGGAUUCAUUUAAUGGUGUGUUUGCAGAUGAUGCAAUAUAUAGGUAUAUCUUAGUUAAACUUUUUGCAGCAUUGGCAGUUGGGAGAAUGAUGAAGGAAGACUAUCAGUGUUGUGCUGUUGCAGCAUGUCUGCAGUCAGGUACACAAUAAAACGACCUGUGAAAGAAUAGGAUUCUGCUCUAGGUACUUAUGUGCAACAGGCAAGGUAGGCAGCUGCCUUCAGAUUCACUUACAGAACAUGUGUGAAAAUUUAAAAAAGGGAAAGCAGAUUAGCCUGCCUCACCAGCUCCCCUUGCAUGUUGAAAAAACAUUGCUCUCUUGAGUUCACACUCACUUUGUUAACUGAAGUCCACUUGUUUUGCCUCUCGCUUUCCAAUUCUGCGUCCCAGAAACAAGGACACGAGACAGAGAAACCCACCCACUUAUAAAGCAAAUGUCUAAUCACCUGACUUUAGGCAACAUCUUUCCUCCUCUCCUGCUUCUGCCCCCUACAUGCCAUCAUUAAAACUGAACUUGUCACCUCUUCACCAUACUCACAAGUGUUGCAUUGUGAUGGCUAGUCACAUAUACACUCUGCUUAUACAUAUCUGCUCCUAGGCACUUCAUUCCAUGCACCUACUUACUUAAUUACAAAAGUACUUUAUGCUAUCAAUUUCUUUCCGUUAGUCUUUGGCUGAGAUUCCAGACAAACAGUGACACGGCUGCUGAGAACAUACCGCAUCAUUGGGGAGCAUGGGGAACCUGGCACAAUGCACCCCACAUUGCCCAGCUCCAGCUGAGGGCAAUCACAUGGGGGGGGGGAACCAUGGAGCAUGUGGCUUCCCCCCAUUUAUUCCAAUGGCAACACGGGAAGCUUCCUGUGUUGCUAUGGUGGCAGCAUGCGCUGGCUCUGCCCUCCAUCAGCCACGGAGCUGCACCGGCAUCAUUUGAUGGGGGCCGGUGGACUCUGUGGGUGACCUGGGCUAAACUGGUGCAUGCCACUGAUUAUAGCCCCAUGUGAAAAGGUCGUAUGUCUUUGAAUUGUAUAUUAGACUGACCAUCAUUCAUUACAAAGAGAGAAAAUAAAGAGAAGAGAACCUUAAAAGUUUGUUUUCACAUUUGAACCAUCUCAGAGAUUAAGAUCUUCUAGGAAGGCCCUACUCUCGGUCCUGCCUCCUUUGCAGGUGGGGUUGGUGGGGACAAGAAACAGGGCCUUCUCAGUGGUGGUCUCUUGGCUCUGGAACUCCCUCCCCAAUGAAAUUAGAUCAGCACCCUCCCUCCUGGCCUUCAGAAAAAAGUAAAGACAUGGCUAUGGGACCAAGCCUUCGGGCAGUAAAGUAAUGCAGUCCAAGAAAUGAAUAGGAAAUAAGUUGAAUUGACAAUAGGAAUUGCUUUGGAUUACAACUCUGGAUUAUGUGAUUCUAAUGCUAUGUUAAGAUGUUUUUAAUUCUAUGUUUUAAAUGUUUAAAUGUCUGUUUAUGUUCUAUGCUUAAUAUGAUUUUAAUGGUUUAAUUUAUAGUUAUAUGUUAUCAUUUUAGUUGUUAUGCUUUGAUUUGUAUUUAUGUUUGCAUUGAAUCUUGCCAUUACUUUAUGUACACUACUUUGGGUCCCCUCAGGGGUAGGAAAAGCAGUAAAUAAAUAAAUAAAUAAAUUUUAUCUGACUUUAUUGCAGCUCAAA